AUCAGUUUUUUCUCUCCCCAUCUUCCUGAUUUUCCGACUUUCCAAGCACUUCCGCUUUCUAUCUUCCACCAAUGGCCCGUACCAAGCAAACUGCGAGGAAGUCCACUGGAGGGAAGGCUCCAAGGAAGCAGCUGGCGACCAAGGCCGCUCGCAAGUCCGCGCCGGCCACCGGCGGUGUGAAGAAGCCCCACAGGUUUCGUCCCGGUACGGUGGCUCUUCGUGAGAUCCGGAAGUACCAGAAGAGCACAGAGCUUCUGAUCCGGAAACUACCGUUCCAGCGAUUGGUUCGUGAGAUUGCUCAGGACUUCAAGACCGAUCUGAGGUUUCAGAGCAGCGCCGUGGCUGCUCUUCAGGAGGCCGCUGAGGCGUAUUUGGUCGGGCUCUUCGAGGACACCAAUCUCUGUGCUAUUCAUGCUAAGAGGGUCACGAUCAUGCCCAAGGAUAUUCAACUCGCCAGGAGGAUUCGUGGUGAGAGGGCUUAGAGAGAUGGCUUCGGUGGGGUUUGUCUCUGCAGUUGCGUUGUUUCUUUAGGGUUUAGCGUAGUUUGAUGUAAAUCUAUGGUGUUCUGGUUGUCAAUUCUUAGUCGAUAUGUGGAGUUUUCAAUUGUGAAUCACCAUUAUUAUCAAUAUUCGAUCAAUGGAAAUUUGCUUUCCUAUCCAUUUUAUA
This is a messenger RNA of Vitis riparia (riverbank grape), 666 nucleotides long. Its product is annotated as histone H3.2. Gene Ontology annotation, molecular function: protein heterodimerization activity; DNA binding; structural constituent of chromatin. NCBI's taxonomy places the organism in Eukaryota, Viridiplantae, Streptophyta, Magnoliopsida, Vitales, Vitaceae. The transcript has a single exon. The coding region runs from base 72 to 482 and encodes 136 amino acids. The record is from RefSeq and is a predicted model, not a curated record. Gene Ontology annotation, cellular component: nucleosome.